GUAACACACAUUUUAUGCUUAUAUGCAAAUAGAGUCCCCCUCGGAUAUAUUUAUUUAGUUCACACAAAUGUAAUAGCAUAAUUUAUGAAAUUAACAGCAAACAUAAGUGAUGUUGCAUGCCACCACUUUAGUGGCAAUAAUUUGUUGAUAUGUAAAUAUGGGUCUUAGAAACGGCACAAAUCCUUUAAUGGAACCGCGAGUGCCAUUUAAAACCAAUUAUGUAUGCACAUACAAGUCUUGACGGUCCUGCCACAUUCGCAUCUACGUCCCGCAAACUCUUUCCUCCCGCUGCCACAUUAACCUAGCUGUAUGGCUCGACACAUCCCGCCUGCACCACUGCGCGGUAGUGAUUGACUGUUGCCUUAAAAAAGCGUUAUCGAUCAAACAACAAAAGUCUAUUUGUGAUAUUUUCGGCCAAUUUAUUGGGCUGUCAAUGCGGAUUUAAUGUUUUUAUGCACAAAUUUUCAUCGCAGUCGCGUAUUGAGUUUCAGCAAAAGUGGUCGGAAAGCAAGUUAAAAAUAAGACGCGUUCUCAAUUUUUUUAGUUACAGGCUCUAAAAUGCUUUAAAGUAAAGAAAAAAUAUUGAAACAAGUUAAGAAAUUGAAAAUUUCCAUGCCUCAACAUGGAUGAUCGUACGAUUGACUCGAUUUUCGCGGGUUCUCUGGAGUCCCUGCCGCCAGUUAGUUCAAAAAUUGUGCGCAUUUUCACCAGCUCCACUUUCACAGAUACCACUAUGGAGCGUAAUACGUUGAUGGCGAAGUGCUAUCCACGUAUUAAGGAUUAUUGUCGCGAAAAACAUGGACUCGAGUUUCAGGUAGUCGAUAUGCGUUGGGGUGUUCGCGACGAAGCUACUGAUGAUCACAUGACCACGGAAUUGUGUAUGCGCGAGAUUCAAAAUUGCCAACGUCUUUCGAUGGGUCCAAAUUUCAUUGUGUUUUUGGGACAGAAAUAUGGUUACCGGCCCAUACCGACAUAUAUAGUCUCCUCAGAAUUGCAACUAAUCUGCGAGGAGCUGACAUCGAUGGGUGUAGAUCGCGCCUUGCUUGAUCUGUGGUACAAAAAGGAUAGUAAUGCAGUGCCACCGAUGUCGGUACUGCAACCCAUCUCAUCGAUUUUGAUUAAUUUUAAUAACAAGCGUGUUCCCAAACUACAAGCCGAGGACCAAGCCGUCUGGUGGGAUACGCUUAAUAAAAUGCAAAAACUUUUACGAAAAGCUGCCGCCUCUUUGGGUGCUAGCGAAAAAAUGGAUAAGGAAUGUGUGCAUAACUAUUUCAUGUCAGUUACUGAGCGCGAAGUCAUUAAUGGUAUAUUGAAUGUGAAGAAUACGAAAAAUCAUUGUCUGGCCUAUGUGCGCUACAUCAAUAAUAUAAAUUUGCAAAAUCUCAAGAAGGCUUCACUCUUCGUGGAUAUAAUAAAUCGCAGUUUGGACACAGAAUCGGCUAAAUUGCUGGGCGAUUUGCGUGAUGUACGCCUACCGAACAAGAUUGAAUCGAGCAAUAUGCAGAAAUACACAGUCGAAUGGAUCGGACGUGAGGGUUUGGAUAUCGAAACGCACGAGGAAUAUCUCAAUCAUUUCAUAUCGCAUUUCUAUAAGAAUAUCGUGAAAUUGGUGGAUCGCGCCAUGCGCAAAGAAGACUCCAGUGCACAGGGGCAGAUAGUGACUGAAAUCCUACAGCAUUUGCACGCUUGUAAUAAUUCGGUAAAGGUAUUUUAUGGGCGUGAAGAUAAUUUAGAACAUAUCAAGCGCUAUAUGCUGGGGGAUUCAGAUAAACCACUUGUCCUUUAUGGCGAAGGAGGUUGUGGUAAGACAUCGAUGCUUGCAAAGAGCGCUUCGCUGGUGGCUAGUGAAUGGUUUGCUAGUCAGCGACCAAUUAAUGUUAUACGCUUCCUCGGCACUACGCCCGAUUCAAGUGCGCUAACACCAACGCUAAUUUCGAUUUGUCAGCAGAUCUCUUACAACUAUAUGCUACCAUUCGAGAAUAUACCCGACGAUCUUGUACCUUUAACGGCACAUUUUAAGCAAUUACUAACUUAUGCAAGCACGAACCAACCGCUGACUCUAUAUCUUGAUUCCGUUGAUCAACUGACAGGUACACAAGAUUCGAAUAAAGUGUCGUGGAUACCGACACGUUUGCCACCACACUGUAAGAUCAUUAUUUCAUGCGCCAACGAGGAGUCCAAUCCGACCGUCUCACAGGAGUAUCACGUGCUAUGCAAAAUGAUCGAUGUCGAGGAGAAUUUCAUUGAGGUCACCGCGUUGGGUGAGGAUCUUGCCAUGAACGUUAUAAAAAUGUGGAUGAAGACGGCUUGUCGUGAUUUGAAUAAUUAUCAAUGGCGUCUGGUCGCGAACGCCAUAAGCAAAUGUUCCUUACCGAUCUUCGUGAAGCUGGUCUUUGCCGAGAUUUGUCGCUGGCGUAGCUAUACCAAACCGCAGGAAACGCAUCUCGCCAAUACCGUUAUGGAUUCGAUUAUGAUGCUAUUCGAACGUAUAGAGAAGCAGCAUGGUCGCAUUUUGGUCUUUCAUGCAUUGGCUUAUAUCACCGCCGCUAAGUCGGGUUUGUCCGAGAGCGAAUUGGAAGAUCUCAUUUCGUUGGAUGAUAAAGUGUUGGACGAUGUGUAUCAAUAUCAUAUGCCACCAGUGCGUCGUAUACCGCCACUUUUAUGGACGCGCAUACGUAACGAUUUGCCGAAUUAUCUGAGUGAACGUGAAGCGGACGGUGUGAAUGUGAUGAACUGGUAUCAUAGACAAUUCAGGGAUACUGCUAAGGAGCGCUACUUCAAGAACAUGAAUAUGGCGAUGUACUUUCAUUCGAUGAUUGCUGAUUAUUAUCUGGGUAUUUGGGGUGGUGGUGUGCCGAAACCCUUCAGAUAUACGGAAAUACAACGACAUCGUUUCGGAUUGACGGAGAAAGAGGGUUCGGCAGACCGAAAGGUGCCCAUACAACCGUUGGUCUUUACUAGCAAGGAUGGCAGUUCGAAACGUUAUAAUUUGAGAAAGUUCGGCGAGUUACCUUUUCAUUUUGUGCGCUCGCGUCGCUUUAAAGAUCUUUUCGAACAUGUACUUUUCAACUACGACUGGCUACAUGCCAAACUCUCAAGCUGCCCGCUACAAGCGGUGCUGGCGGAUUUUGAAGACGCCUCGGCGAAUACAGAUAAUAAAGAAGCCAAACGUGAACUGAUGCUUGUGGCCGAUGCGCUGCGUCUUGGCGGCGCUAUCCUCGCAGUCUAUCCGAAUAUGUUAGCGCCACAGUUGAUAGGACGUUUGUUGCCCGAAAUCGGUGGAAAUAACAAUAUAAAAAUGCUUUUGCGUGCCUGCGAUCGCUCUGGACCGAAGGACUGCUCACUCAUACCAGUGAAUCAUUGUCUACACACGCCAGGUGGUCCAUUAAAAUACUCACUGGAGGGUCAUCAGUUCGCCGUUUUCGCUUUUUGUCUUACCAGUGAUCUUCGUUAUAUGGUUUCGAUCUCAACACAUUUCAUAACUUUUGAUCUCUCAACAUCGGAUCUUACACGUGAUGUGAAUCCCGGAAUUGAGGGUAUCAUGCAGCAACUAGUUUUGAGUCCAGAUAAUAAAUGGGCUGCAGCAUAUUCCAAUAACAAUCAGACCGUAUUGCUGAAUAUGCUCUCGAGCGAGUUUGUUGUGAUCGAUAGUCCAUUCGAGGCUGACGAUGGGCCAGUCAGUGGUCUGUAUUUAUUAAAUCAAAGUCUUUUUUUAACAUGCAAGUUGCGUUGGGCUCAGUUCGACAUGCGUGGCAAUUUGGUUGGUGUUUACGAUAUCCAAGGCGAUGUACUCAAUUGGGAGAUUUUGAGUAUGGAGUUUCUACGUCCAACCGACUACAAUGUAAUUUUCUGGUCCGGUUCAAUCAACGAGACACGUCUUCGCUUGGAUUCCUGUCGCAAUGAACUCUUUUCCGAACCUUUACUACUUUAUAGCGCUCUGGUGAUGAAUAAGGACCGCACAAAGAUUUUCGCAUGCGCAAAUGAAGAGAAUUAUCAGGUUAGUGUUUUUCGUUUUGAUGAAAGCGACUCCGAUAACUCCAUCAACUGGAUACUCGAGGACCAAUUGCCACGUUUUGAGAAUGACGUAAAAGAGAUGUUGUUGCAGCUGCGUUUGGAUCAAGAUGAUCGUAUGUUACUCGGUACUGCUGGUAAAGGUUUUGUUAUUUGGGACUUCGGUAAAGAUGGUGAACGUCUCAGCGAGGAUGCUAUGUACUUCGCGCUACCUCACGGCGUCCGUAACAUUACAACACGCAUUAUGCAAUCCAAUUCCAUUAUGGUAAGCUCAAAAAUGGAUUAUGCUGUAGCGGGCGUGCGUAAGAAUCUCUACGUCUGGUGUUUGCAUACACGUCAACUGGCGAAGGUGCUCGACGCGCAUUUCGGACGCAUUAUCCAGCUGGAGGCACUCACUAUCGGCAAUUGGAAUAAUUUGGUAACAUCAUCCAUAGAUCGUUCGGUCAAAGUAUGGAAUAUAAAUAAUAUUUUCGAGAAGGUGCAUGUAAUUGACCGUCAUGAACUGCAGAUCGAUAAUAUCAGUUUGUCCGAGGUUGAUUUGGGCGUAACGGUUACACGUAGCUGUGUUGGUGUUUGGGAUACGCGAUCAGGUCGUCUGCUCGCCAAACUGGCCGAUAGUCCUUUGGGCGCCAUUGUUACACAUGCUGAAAUCACGCCCGAUGGACGUUAUAUUAUUUCUUCGGAGACUGGCAAGUUUCUGGUAUGGAAUCGUAUCUCUGAACAAGUGAUCUAUCGUGAUGAUCAACCGGGCAUUCAACAAAUAACGCUUAUGGAUUACGGUUAUAAAGUAUUAACGGUAUCAUGUCUAAAUAUUAAUAACAAAGCCGCAGCAGCGGCGGCUGAGGCUGCUGCUGCAGCUGGUGAGGACACUAAUCGUUUAACAGCAAUAACGACAGUGCGUUCGGUGCCGGAGGGUAAUAUACUCUUUCGCUUUGAGUAUCCCAUACGCAUGGUGCCCGGUUUGCCAUUUAGACAAUCGGUCAUCUCGGCUGAUUCGGCUUAUGUGAUCGUUUGUACCGUGGAUAAGGCAAACAAGGAUUGUUUGGCAGUCUACAGCGCUACUAACGGGACGUUUGUUUCAAAAAUUCUACUAAAAGGUUGUGGAAUUAAGGAGGUGAUUUCAUUGGUGCCAAUGCCGCACAAGGCAAAUCAAGUGGCUGUUAUCAGCAGCGAAAAGGGUAGCAUAAUGGAUAUAAAAAGCAAGAAGCAUGUACGUUCCAUACCCAAAUGGGGAGGUUCUAUAAUGAAAGACGGCAAAAGCGGACUGUAUGCGCCCACAAGAGGUGGCCUCGAGAUGCUCGAACUACGUAAGGGUACCACAGUGAAGACAUUUAUACCUAAAGUGGCCGAGGGUGUGUUCUCAGUAAUUUGUCUGUUCACCGAGAACGAUGAGUACGUUUGCUAUUAUCACAGUGGUCGCAAAACUAUACGCGUCUUCCGUUCUUCAGACACAGAAAUGAUCGCCAACUAUCGUUUACAAGCCGAAUUGACAGCGAUUAAGAGCAGCAAGGAUGGUCGCUGCAUUGUCUUGGGCACUGUGGACGGCUGCAUGUCUGUGCUAGCCAUUGUCGAUCCACAAAAGGAGGAAAUGUUCGAGUAUUUGAAACAAUUGCCGUCGCGCGAUGAAAAUUGGAAAGCUAAAUUGGCCAAACAAAAGGCGCGUGUCGGUUUUAAGGCCGCCAUACGUGUGGCGACGAUUUCAUCGCGUUUUGAUAAAAGUAACAAAAAUGCUCAAAGCGUCGACGAUGAAGCGGGUGAACUGGAUGAGGGUGUUAAUCCAGUGGAGACUGCUGCUGGAGAAUAGUGGUGUGCAAUUAUUGAAGGUGGUGUGGGCGGAGUUUUGACUUUCGUCGUAGUAUUAUUGGUGAACAAACUUAUACACAUAUACAAAAAUAUUAUAUAACGUUAGCUGCUUUAAACGCUUUUUAGGCAAUAUGAAAAGAACGUACAAAGUGGUUUUUGUUAAAGCUGAAGUGAUAUUAUUUAUCAGGAAAGAAUGUUGAAAAAUAUAAAUAUUUAAUUCAAUAAAAAGCUUGCUAUUAAUUGAAGAAAAAAAUAAUAAUUGUUGAGUAUUGAAAAUCGUUUUUGUUGCUGUAGUCGAUGGUACAAAAUAUAUGUCAUCGAUGAUAUUAAUUGUUGGUUCAGUUACUAACAAACUUGAAUAAUGAUAUUUCAUAGAAAUAAGGUAUAGUUUUGAAAGGUUUGGAAGUCUUUUCAAGGACUGUUACCGCAAUGCAAUUUCUUAUAGGCAUAUUUUAUCGAGUGAUUCAGUUCCUUUCGAACCGAACCCAGUAAGCUAAAGUUAUUUUUUUCGUUAACAUGAUCAUAGGUAGUCAUCAAGUGCUCUACAUUUUAUAAUAGUAUUUCUAGUGGACCGAUUUAGUAUUUCUAGUGGACAAUAAAAUUAGCGUUGAUGAGAAAAGGAAACUUUUAGGGAAUUACAGUAAAUGUCUCUAAGAUCAAGGGAAGUCAAAAGGCAUUCAUGUUUGUGUAAAAAUGUACAUAUUUAAGUGUACAGAUAUGGCGGAACUUCUAUAACUCGAACUUCUAUAACUCUAAGAUCUCCAAAACUCAAACUUUUGAAUUGGCAAUAGCGUUUAUAAAUUAAAUUUCAGACAAAUUACCUUCCAUAACUCAAACUUCUCUAACUCGAAGUUCUCCAUAACUCGAACUCUUGCAUUGACAAUAGAAGUCAAAUUUCAUACAAAUUUCCUUCCAUAAAUCGAACAUUUCGACCAGGGCAUAAUUCGAAAUUUAAAAUUUUACUAUCGAGGCCGUAUUUUCAAAGAGUCACUAUAUCGUAUGGAGGCGAACAAAAUAUAAGAUAUUACACAUAUGGAUUGCAUAAAUCUUGGAACAAGAGCCCAACAAUAGUAAACUGCAACAAACAAAAUUACAGAUUACAUGUUUUAACGUAUUUAUAUAAAACUGUAUGAGAAGUAAAUAAAUAAAACUGUGUAUUAGGUCUACAACUUUGCUUCCGUUUUCCAAUAGAUAUCUCUAGGGUGAAGCACUGGUCGGUUAAAUCCAUUUUAUUUUAUAUCGAUCUUGGACAUUUGUGUCAACAUUAACCCAACAAAAUAAUUGUAGAGAUCUAUUUGCAUCCCUUUUUGAGCCGAAUUCUCGGCAUUUGCGUGAAAUUUUGCUUUUCUUUUUUAAUUCCAAGAAAAGUGCGGCUGAGGCUUAUCGACAUUUGUAACCGUUUUUAUACAAAAAAAAUAAAUUUCCAAAAAAAACGGCGGAAGCAAAGUUGUAGACCUAAAAUAAAUCUAUAUUUUGCUGCUUCUUGAAAAUUUGUAUGUUUAAUUGAAAAUUCUAUAACUCGAAGUCGAUUGGAGUUAGAGAAGUUCCACUGUAUAUUGUUUAACAUUUAUGUAAAAAGUUAGAUAUUUCCAUGAUCUAAUCUGAAUUAUCUAUCUUGUGAACUUUUUAGAAUGUUUAAUUUUUUUCAUUAAAUUCAAUAACUAUAUCAAUUAGCGUAUCUCUCUUUUAAUAAUAAUUAUAUGAAAAUAAAAUGAAAAUAAAUUCAAACAAAAUAUCUCAAAUCUGUCAGCCCUGAAGCUCACUGAUAGUUAAACCGAUAAAAUUGGUUUCCAUGACCCCUAAAGCCAAUAAAAUUUCUGAUUCGAACAUCAAACCAAUAAUAUCAGAAUUCAUGAUACGAACCAGAAUUUUUUGACAGUUUGAAUUUUGAUUCCGACAACUAUCAGAUUCCAUAUAAAAACUUAUUAAUUGCAGUUAUUUCGACUACGCUAUUCAUCAUAGAAAUAUUCAAAAAAAUUAUGAAAUCCCAUCUCGAAAUAUUUUCUUCGUUAGCUGAGUCUUCACUACAACUAAUAAUCGCGGAUGGACAAACCGCUGUGGUGGUGUAUAAAACAGACCCAGGUUGAUAUUCAAAACCGUUGAAUCUGCGUAACCGAACUGGAAUCGAAUUCAUAUUAGACUAAGAACCAUCGCCAAAACGGAAUUUCGAAUAUAGUAGUAACAUCAAAAUCAAACUUUAAAUUCAAAUUAGAAAAUGCAUAAAUGCAGAAAAUAACUUUAUUGCUUGCCUGCUAAUAUAAAUACAUUGAAUAAAUACAUUGAAUUUUUUUUUGUUAUUUAAAACAUGUGAUCGCUUUUAUUGUUCAUACGUUUUGCAUAGUUAAGAAAUUAAACAUUAUUUUUCAUUUAUAUAUGUAUAUAAAAAUAUGCUCUCCGAUUGGUUAACUUAAAAUGUUAAUAAUGAUUGAAGAAGCAUAUUUCAAAAGAGUUGAAUUAAAAGUUUAAAAACUAAACUCAGUAUGUAAAGAGUAAAAUAAAAUAAGAAAAUUAAGUGCUGAGGCAAAUAACAAAUAUAUUUAAAUAUGUUAAUGAUAUUUUCUAGCUGCUUACGUGUAAUUGUAAAUAAAAAAAAUAUUUUAGUAACAUUAAGUGAAGGCAACUAAGCGCUUCAUUUUAUUGUAUUAACUUGUUAUUUAUUUGUAUGCGUAUGUGUGUGUGUGUGUGUGUUAUGCUUGUAUUAACGAAUUUUUGAUAUAUUUUCUUGUAUAUAAGUAUAUUCAAAUAUUUUUAAUGAGUUGAACAUUAAUAAAUUAAACGUUAACAUAACAUGAAAGUAUGUAUGGUA
Zeugodacus cucurbitae (melon fly) is the source of this 8620-nucleotide messenger RNA. Its product is annotated as NACHT and WD repeat domain-containing protein 2. The record is from RefSeq and is a predicted model, not a curated record. The transcript is spliced from 17 exons. Gene Ontology annotation, molecular function: protein binding. NCBI's taxonomy places the organism in Eukaryota, Metazoa, Arthropoda, Insecta, Diptera, Tephritidae. The coding region runs from base 623 to 5815 and encodes 1730 amino acids.